CUUCGAGAAAAACGCCUGCAGGCUACCGGCUUCUUGCUGAUUGUGCUUCCCGCGAUCUGCUGCCAUGUCACUGCCAAGAUUUUUAAGGUUCCGAAGAUGAACAGCCGCGAUACAGAUGCCACCCAACGUCGAAUGAUUUUAUAUAUAAUAUUCAAAUUACAUAACUACCGAGUUUCAGAAGUACAACUAAGUCAAAUUAGACGCGUUUACCAAGAAGCUUGGAGCGAAUCAAACGAAUAAGUGAGUAAACAGUUUAUUCGGUAUAAAAUCCUUUUUGGAAGACCUUUCUUUUAUCCCUGCAGGAUAAACUUUAUUUUUC
Messenger RNA from Zychaea mexicana, 319 nucleotides. RefSeq lists its product as uncharacterized. The transcript is spliced from 2 exons. NCBI's taxonomy places the organism in Eukaryota, Fungi, Mucoromycota, Mucoromycetes, Mucorales, Lichtheimiaceae. The record is from RefSeq and is a predicted model, not a curated record. The annotation marks the transcript as partial.